This is a messenger RNA of Vanderwaltozyma polyspora DSM 70294, 3114 nucleotides long. RefSeq names its product Vam6p (gene VAM6). The transcript has a single exon. Bases 1 to 3114 code for a protein of 1037 amino acids. Gene Ontology annotation, cellular component: fungal-type vacuole membrane; cytoplasm. Gene Ontology annotation, biological process: autophagy; vesicle-mediated transport; endosomal vesicle fusion. NCBI's taxonomy places the organism in Eukaryota, Fungi, Ascomycota, Saccharomycetes, Saccharomycetales, Saccharomycetaceae. The record is from RefSeq and is a predicted model, not a curated record.
AUGUUGACCAAGAAACUGAUUGAUGUUGUUGACACAGAACAUAUAACUGCAAUACUGCCUAUUCCCAAGGUUCAAAAACUAAUAGUGGCGACUAAGAGUAAUGAUGUGCAUGUCUAUUAUCGUGACACUGUCAAAUAUAAACAUUUUCAAACGUAUCCUAAUUUGUUGAAAUCUUUACAUACUGAAGAAUCCACUAUACAUGAGUUUUAUUAUUCUCAUGAAUUAUUAACAGUAUUUGCUAAAUGUGAGAAGUCAAUUAUACUGUUGAAUAGUACUAAUAUUUCUCAAUAUGAUAAAAUAGUAGAUAAAAGAGGCAUUGGUAAAUGUUGGGUUUUUGAAUUGCCAUUAGCAGGUAAGGAUGAGUCGAUGACAAUUUUAAUUUAUUGUACGAAAACUGCAUCCAAAUUAAGAAUGUUUAUAUGGCAUGGAAGAUCAUAUACUGAUAUGUCAGAGACUUCUCUUUCAGGAAAAUCUGAACCUAUUUUAUCUAUGGAGCCUUCAAAAGAUGGUAUAUUCUUAGUCACCAAAUUAGGGGUAUAUUUUUGGAAGUUUAAAUCUUUGAACUUAACAAGAAUAGAUAAAGUAGUUAAAAAAACCAAUAAUAGCAAUUUAGUUUCUUUAAUUAUUGCAUUAGAAUCAAUUGGAAAUAAGUCAGACGCUAGCACCGAUUCUCUUACUGAUGAACUAAUGUCAUUAAAAUCAGUAUCUACUGUAACCAAGACUUCUGGGUUUAAAGGUUUCUGGAAUAAAAAGUUAAAUGCUAAUAAUUCAAAUCUAAAACAAUCAAGAUAUCUAUAUAAAAAGCGUAAUAAUGUCUAUCCUUCACUAAUUGAUGGCACAACUGGAUAUUCAUUUGAUAUAGAAAUUUCACCACAAGGAGAGCCAUAUUUAAUAGCAACAGAAAUUGAUCAAUUAAUUGACUUUAACAGUAACUUCCCGAACAUAAUUUAUAACAUUGCAGACACAAUUAUUCUGAGUAACUCUGAACAUAUAAGACUUGUCGACUCGGAGACAGGUUUUUCAUUUCUCUCCCUUCAUAUUCCGGAAGGUAUUAAAAGAGUUCAUAUUUUAGAUGAACCUUACUUAAUUGUUUGGACUGAAGAAGAUAAAAUAAAAUUAUAUCACUAUCAAGUAGAUGAUAGCUAUGAGCAUGAAUUUGAUGAAGACGAGGAGUUGCUAAAUUAUGUCAAUCAAGAAUCAGAAUUUUGCCGCCUAUGGAGAAAAGUCACAUUUUAUACAUAUUUUUUAAGUUGUCCUUAUUCAUUAGAACUAUGUUCAUCAUCUAAUCCAGAAAGAUCUCUUGAUUUGUGUGCAAUGAAAUUAAGAGAUUUGACAGUGAUGUUUUGUUUACAAAUCUACAAUAGAUAUCAACAAUGCUUGUUGCAACUCAUUCACCAAAAUUGCAAUGAAUCAAAAUACAAAAAAAUUGAAAAAAAUAUAGUUGAGAAUAUAUUUAGCAAGUUCAUAUUGUUCUGGGCUCCACCUCAACUGAUUAUCUCUAAUACAUUUCCAAAAAGAAUUUCAAACUAUGUAGAAGAAUACGGUAAUAAAUCACAUAGUUAUCUCCCAAUGCUUCAUGAUAAAGAAAGAGAUAAUGAUGUUAAAAAAGAAUAUCUGACUCAAUGGUAUUUGCCAUAUUUAACUGACAUUAGACGUCAUAUAAAAAAUCUAUUGAGUCCAACAACGGAUAGUAAAAUUAAAUGGAAUUUUAUGGGAAGGAGUAUUUCACAGAAUUUAGAAUUCUUUUUAGUUAACGAUCAUGAUGAAAUGGAUACUGCUACAUUAUUGAAACUGAUUGAUACAACCCUAUUUGUUGUUUACCUGUACUAUCAACCUACCUUAUUAGCUCCAUUUUUGAGGGUUGAGAAUUUUUGUGAUUUUGACCUGGUCGCCAAAGAGCUGGAAAACCAUCAAUUAUAUCAAGAGCUUCUUGAUUUUUAUUUCACCAAAGGUGAACAUGUUAGUGCACUUACUUUACUUAAGAAAUUGUAUGAAACUAGUGUAAGCGCAGAAGAUCAGGAACUGACAUCAGGUAUUAAGGUUCUAAUAAUACGAUACAUUAAAAAGCUGUCAAACGAUAACUUAGAUUUGAUUUUUGAAACAUGUAAUUGGCUUUUAGGUGUCUUUCAAGAUAAAGAUGGGAUAUUAUUGGAAAUUUUUCUAGAUGAUUCCCAAAUAGCAAAGUUUCGCGACCACAUUAAAGUAUAUGAUUAUUUAAAGGCUAUUCGAGAGGUCAUCGCAAUAGAAUAUUUGGAAUUUAUUAUUGCAACUUUUGAAGUUGAUUCACCACGGUGUUACAAAAUAUUAAUUGAGAAAUAUCUCAAGAAAAUUGAUGAACAAACGGUGAGAACAAAAUUAAGAUCAAUUUUAGAUACAACAACGACUUAUGACGCUGAAGAUAUUCUACAUUUAAUUGAAAAUAAAAUGAAUUCCAGUGAUCCUUCUAAUGAAGAUUUCAUUUUUUUGCAAGGUCUUCUUCCAUUUGUAUACAGAAUGUUGGGAAGACAUGAAGAAGCUGUUGACAUAUUAUUUAAUUCGCUAUCAGAUUAUGCAUCCGCUUCAAGCUACUGUAAUGGUAUCUACGUUAUGAAUAGAGAGAUUGGAGAAGAUCUUUUACUAUAUUUUCUAAAACUUCUUAUAAAAGAUGAUUCGGCUACAAAAUCCACUUAUUUAUUCCACUUUAUUAAAGAAUAUUACUCAAAGAUAGAUACUGUAAAACUUCUAAAAUUAAUCCCAAAGAAUAAAAAAUUAAAGGAAUUGAAAGAGCUUAUAAUUCGAUCUGUUAUCACGACUAAAAUAACAAAAGAAGAAGAAAAUAUGACUAGAAAUUUACUACAAGUCGAAUUGAUUGGAACCACUCACGAGUUGAAUCAAGAAUUGUCUAAUUCGGUAUCGUUGCAGCAGAACUCAAUUUGUCCAAUUUGUGGAAAGAAUUUCCCGGUGUUUACAACUGAUUCAGUUUUAUGGUUUACUAUAGAUGGUCAGAACCGAGUAGUACAUUAUAAUUGUGGGAAAUCUCUCCAAAGUAACGUCAAGAAACAACCUACAGCAGAUAAAAUGCAGUUGACUGUAUUAUCAUAUAACACCCAAGUAGCUAAAACUAAUGAUAUUUAA